AUGAGUGAUCAGCCAGCUCUCGUUCCUCCGAAAUGGCCCAUGUUGGUUUAUUAUGGAAUGUCUAUUGUAUCACUUCCACUUUAUUUUCUGGUUUUCGUGUCAUUUCUUCGUCUUCGAUGUGUAUCAAAAACAUACAAUUCGACAUUCUAUUCUAUUCUACUACAACAUUGUAUUGCCGAUCUUCUAGCAAUGAUAAUCUUCUUUCUGACCAAUCCAAUGCGUGUCUUGCCGUACAUUCGAGAGUUCUUCUUCAACUACCAGCAGUAUUAUAUUACAGCAGCUAGCUACAAUUCCGUGUAUUAUUUUCUUUAUAUCCGAUGUACUGGAAUAGUAUUUCUCUCACUUCAGAGAUACUAUGUCAUCUGUUGUCCGACGUACCAACUAACUUAUAAAGUUCAAAGUGCAUCUAAUUUGAGAAUAAUAUUGAUUUAUUGGUUGACGCCUACGAUAAUCAGUAUUGUCGUCUUGAAAGACACCGAUUUUUCGUAUGAUAGUUUUGAGAGAAUGGCUAUUAUCGCAGAUCAAGAUGUCAUUCAGAGGAAUACACUAAUGGCUCUGAUUGUCGUAAGCUUGACCUGUGUGAUAUGCUCAUUCGCUUAUGGGGCACUCUUCUAUUACAUCAGAAAACACACUGCUGGUCUGUCGAAAUCUCUUCGUCGUGAAAUCCACUUAGCCGUCCAAGUAUUCGUCCUUCUCAUUGCAUUCUUCGCUGUGUUGGCGUACUAUGGAUUCCAAAAUUAUUUCUCACAAACACAUAAUACUGGUCCAAUAUUUUACAUGCGUGCUCUUUACCCAGUUGCUAAUGGAUUAUUAUCCUACAUCAACCCAUUCUGCAUUCUAUUUCUGAACAAAGAUCUUGCUCGUCAAGUUUAUCAAUCAGCAACAUGCCGGAAAUACACAGUGAGCGAUGUUCCAAUAUCUGGAGUCAUCACAACAUCGACAAAACAUCCAGUACGGACAGACGGCAUUCAUGAACAUCACAGUCCUCAAGUUUGUAUCGCCGAUCUCCUUGCUAUGAUCGUCUUCUUUGUUGCUGUUGAUGCGCGAGAGUACUCCUUUUUGAAGCAGUACUAUUUUCAAUACCAGCAAUAUUAUGUUGCAGCAGCCAGCUAUAACAAUAUAUACUAUUUUCUCUACAUCCGAUGCACUGGAAUUAUUUUUUUGUCACUUCAGAGAUAUUUGAUUAUCACUGCUCCAACUUCUUAUAUCACUCAUAAAGUUCAAAAUGCAUCAAAUUUACAAAUUAUAACAGUUUACUGGACUGUUCCCACAUUGAUCAGUAUAGUGGUUCUCAAAGAUUAUAACAUUUCGUAUGCCAACUUGGAAACAAUGGCAAUGAUGGCAGACCAGGAGGUUAUCAAAAGAAACACAUUGAUGGCUCUGAUUGUAGUCAGUUUGACAUGUGUUACGUGCUCUUUGCUAUACGGAUCUCUCUUCUAUUACAUCAGAAAACACACAGUUGGACUCUCAAGAUCUCUCCGUCGAGAAGUUCAUUUGGCAUUCCAAGUGUUUGUUCUACUUUUAGCUUUCUUUGCAAUUCUUGUGUACUAUGGAUUCCAGAACUACUUUUCGCAGACUCAAAAUACUGGCCCAAUAUUCUACAUGCGAGCGUUGUACCCGAUGGCCAAUGGACUUCUCUCGUACAUCAAUCCAUUUUGUAUUCUAUUUUUGAACAAGGAUCUGGCGUUCCAAGUGACUCGGUCAAUCACUUGUAAUAAGUUCAAAGUGUGUAUCGCCGACAUCAUCAUUAUGAUCUUUUACACAACCACUUGGGGACUCCGAACUAAACCAGGAAUCCGUGACUUUCUGUUCAAGUAUCAGGAAUACUACAUUGCCGCUGCUCUCUAUAACUCUAUUUAUUACACCCUUUACAUUCGAUGCACUGGAAUUGUAUUCCUCUCCGUCCACCGUUUUCUGGUUAUUUCUGCUCCAACCCACCGUAUAACUGCAAUAAUCCAAGAAGCAAAAACGUGGCAAAUCAUCGCAUUCUACUGGACUGUACCCACUAUAAUCAGUAUAAUUGUUCUGAAAGAGACGGAUGUUCAUUACAAUUCCAUGGAAGCUCUAGAAUAUGUAGUACUAAAAGAUGUGUUGUCGAGAAACACCCUGAUGGCUCUUAUUACUCUAUCUUCAACAUGUAUGAUAUGUGUGGUUUGUUAUGUUGUAAUGUUCAUCAUUAUCAGAAAACACAAAACUGGGAAUCAGAAAACUCUCCAGCGUGAAUUCUUCCUCGCAUUUCAAGUAUUGGCUCUCUUAUGUGCAUUUUUCAUCAUGUUCACGUACUACGCUCUGGUCAACUAUUUCUCCAGAACUCAAAAUUGUCUAGCUGAUAUUCUCACAAUGAUAGUGUUCAUAACCACUUGGUGUCUUCGCACAGUUCCUCCCUUCAAAGAUGUUUAUUUUAAGUAUCAAGACUAUUAUAUUCCCGCUUGGAGCUAUAACUCGGCUUACUAUACUAUAUUCAUCCGAUGCAGUGGAAUUGUGUUACUUUCAGUUCACCGUUAUCUAGUAAUUUCUGCUCCUCAUAGCCUGGUUACAGCUAUAGUUCAAGAAGCAGCCACAUGGAAGAUUGUAAUGGUUUAUUGGACUAUACCCACUUUAAUCAGUAUUGUAAUUCUGAAAGAUACAGAUAUCCAUUAUGACUCAUUGGCAACCAUGGAGUGGGUUGUGCCAAGAGAAAUUAUUGCAAGGAACACCAUGAUGGCUCUCAUAAUUGUUGCAUUGACAUGCUUCAUAUGCGUCGGCUCGUACUUUGCAAUGUGGGUCAUUCUUCGACAACAAUCCUCGAAAUUUUCAAAAACUCUCCAGAGGGAGCUAUACUUGGCAUUUCAAGUAUUGGCUCUCUUAUGUGCAUUUUUCGUGAUGUUUUUGUAUUUUCUCCUCAAUAGCUACUUCUCGCAGACUCAGAAUUCUGGUCCAGUUUACACAUUGCGUGCCUUUUACCCUAUUGCCAAUGGAAUUCUCUCCUACAUCAAUCCGUACUGUAUCCUUUUUCUCAAUCGAGAAUUCUGUCGACAAUUUAUGACAACUCUGAAAGGUGCAGGGAUACGAGUGAGCGAAGCGAAGAUAUCCAUUGUCUCAGCUGCACAACCUGGCACGUGUCUUGCUGAUAUUCUAACAAUGAUAGUGUACAUGACUUCUUGGGGUCUUCGAACAGUUCCUGGUUUCAAAGAUGUUUAUUUUGAGUAUCAAGACUAUUAUAUUCCUGCUUGGACCUAUAACUCGGCUUACUAUACUAUAUUCAUCCGAUGCAGUGGAAUUGUGUUACUUUCAGUUCACCGUUAUCUAGUAAUUUCUGCUCCUCAUAGCCUGGUUACAGCUAUAGUUCAAGAAGCAGCCACAUGGAAGAUAGUAAUGGUUUAUUGGAUUAUACCCACUUUAAUCAGUAUUGUAAUUCUGAAAGAUACAAAUAUCCAUUAUGACUCAUUGGCAACCAUGGAGUUGGUUGUGCCAAGAGAAAUUAUUGCAAGGAACACCAUGAUGGCUCUCAUAAUUGUUGCAUUGACAUGCUUCAUAUGCGUCGGCUCGUACUUUGCAAUGUGGGUCAUUCUUCGACGACAAUCCUCGAAAUUUUCAAAAACUCUCCAGAGGGAGCUAUACUUGGCAUUUCAAGUAUUGGCUCUCUUAUGUGCAUUUUUCGUGAUGUUUUUGUUUUUUCUCGCCAAUAAUUACUUCUCGCAGACUCAGAAUGCUGGUCCAGUUUACAUAAUGCGUGCCUUGUACCCUAUUGCCAAUGGAAUUCUCUCCUACAUCAAUCCGUACUGUAUCCUCUUUCUCAAUCGUGAAUUCUGUAGACAAUUUAUGAGAAUGCUGAAAUGUGCAGGGAUACGAGUGAGCGAAGCGAAAUUAUCCAUUGUUUCAGCUGCACAACCUGGCACGUGUAUCGCUGACAUUAUAGCUAUGAUAGUGUUCAUCACAAUCUGGGGAAUCCGAAUGGUUCCUGGCCUAAAAGAGUUUUAUUUUCGUUACCAAGAGUAUUACAUUGCUGCCUGGACAUACAACUCUAUUUACUUCUUUUUAUAUAUUCGUUGUGCUGGAAUAGUUUUCCUAUCCAUCCAUCGCUAUCUUGUUAUAUCCGUUCCUCACCAUUCGAUCACUAUGAAAAUUCAAGAAGCUUCCACGUGGAAAAUUGUGAUUGUCUACUGGGUAUUACCAACAUUGAUAAGCAUUGUUGUGCUGAAAGACACUGAUUUUCAUUAUGAUGCACUGGAAACAAUGGAGGUGGUCGCACCGAGACCUGUGAUAACGCGCAAUACUCUGAUGGCACUGAUAAUUGUUGCGAUGACUUGUUUGGUUUGUGUGGUUUCCUAUUUAGCUCUAUGGAAGUUCUUGAGAAAACAUACUGCUGGAAUUUCAAAAUCUCUCCAAAGAGAAAAGCACUUGGCUUUCCAAGUUCUUGCGCUUCUCUGUGCAUUCUUUGUGAUGUUUGCUUAUUAUAUUUUCCAGAAUUACUUCUCCCAAACCCAAAAUACCGGACCAAUCUACACAAUGCGUGCUCUUUAUCCAAUAGCCAAUGGAAUCCUUUCAUACAUCAAUCCAUUCUGCAUUCUUCUGCUUAAUCGAGACUUCUCCAGACAGUUUUUGAGAACUUUGAAAUGUGAGAGUGUCAGAAUCAGUGAGAUCAAAGUGUCGACAAUGAAUUCACAGUCAGUUCAGAGGAAACAUUUAUGA
Caenorhabditis remanei is the source of this 4671-nucleotide messenger RNA. RefSeq lists its product as uncharacterized. The record is from RefSeq and is a predicted model, not a curated record. The transcript has 31 exons. Gene Ontology annotation, cellular component: membrane. The coding region runs from base 1 to 4671 and encodes 1556 amino acids. NCBI's taxonomy places the organism in Eukaryota, Metazoa, Nematoda, Chromadorea, Rhabditida, Rhabditidae.